ACGUCACCCGAACAUCACAGCUCGCUUCGUAAGUUCGUGGUCAAGAAAUUGUGUUGAUGUGCAAGAACGCAUGGAAAAUUUGUAAUAAAAUGUGAAAAAUCCUGAAAAUAUAUUUUUAUUUUGCUAAAGCGUGUGAAGAAUCAGUUUUUACUAAAUCGUAUUAAAUGCCGUUACCUCUGGGCAACAAAUUGUGGCGAUAUUCCGAGCCACUAUAUCAGCAGCGGCACAAAAAACGAAAACAAUUCACUGCAGCAGCAGAGGUUGUAGCAGAAGUUAUAGCAACGUAGGGUUGCGUAGGGGCAUAGCAAGCGCAAGUGCAUUGAAAAAUUCUCGAAAAAGAGGUGAACUGCAAUUACUCUUGACGAGAAAUCCCCAGAGAGGUUUUUCAAUUACAUGUGUUUAGGUAAUAUUUUACGCCAGCGAAUUCGAAUAACUAUAGUAUUUAUGUGGCACAUUUCGGCAAAGUGGAAGUGGCAAACAGUGUAUUAUCUAUUGUCGUGUUAACACUCACGUCCGUGCUCCCACUAUUGGCGCUUUGAAAACUACGCAGUGAAAAUCGCUGUCGAAGAGGUAGGGGGCCAAGGUGUUUAGAAACGAUCUGGCGGUAAAUUCAUCGAUUUUUGUUAUUGCCUCUGUGUAAGUUUGCGGACAGUUUAGAAAACUUGAGGAACACCUAAGGAAAGGAAGACAAAACUAAACUAAGAAGUAUAUGUAUUUAAUAAAAAAAUGGAAAAUACAAAGGCAACGGCACAUAAAUUAGACUUGCAAACAGGGUGUAAUGAUAGUGGCGAAAAAACAGCCGUAACACUAGAACAAAACAAAGAAACAGUAGCACAGGUGAAGUCGCAUGAACCUGUCAACGGUCAGCUUAAUGCAACAUCAAAUGUUGAAAUGAAUGCACUUGACGGAAGUGGAGGACAAGGUGCAGGGAAAGAACACAAAAUUCCACAUUCCAUUGCGUUAAGCCUAGAAACCCCACAAGAGGAUGUUUCACAAAAAGUCACAGAUAUUGACAUAAAAUGCCGAAAUGAUAAAGAUAAAAAUCAUGAAAAGAAAAAGAAGGAAAAGGAUCGGGUAAGAGAUAAUGGGAAAGAUAGAGAACGAAACCGGGAUCAUCGUGAUGGCGAUAGAGAUCGCGGGAGUAACAAAAAUAAAAUUCGUGAAAAAGAACGAGAUCGAGAACGCCAUCGGGAUAAGGAAUCAACAAAACAACGUUCUAACAAAGAACUUAGUUCUCAUUCGCGACCUUCGACGUCUUCCACCAGCAGCGAUAAAACCAGAGAAGCCACUCAUAAACAAGAAAAGUCAAAGCCUAGCACCAAGUCCAGCUCGUCUUCUAAACGUGACAAAGACAAGGAGAAGGUAGUUUCUGCAUCAUCUUCUGCAAGUUCCUUAACAGGACAUAGACGUCGUAGUUCUGAUAGCAGCAGGGGUAGUCACAGUAGUUCAACAAAAUCACAUAGUCGUACACGCUCUAUAAUAAUGAAAGAUAUCGUAGUUGGGCCACAGAAAGUCGAUAUAGAUAAAUCAAUAUUACAAACAGUAAACACAAUCAAAGUGGAAAUGAAGGAACCAGAAAAUAAAAUACUUGAAAAACUAUCAGAUGUUUUGAAAAUUAAAAGCGAAAAUGAGAACCAGUUUAAUACAUCUGAAGUGCACCAAUACAAAAUAAAUGAAGCUAAUAAAAACGAAGGUACGUUAGAGAAAGAUUUCUCAUUACGAAUUUCUGCCACCGCUGUAGAAGGUGACGAAAAAUUAAAUAACGGUAUAAGCAUGGUUGAUUUUACUAAACUUAUUUCUGAUGACACUGCAGCAGCACUAAAACAGGAUGUAGUUGAUAUAGAAAAGCUCAAAACAGAAUGCAAUGGUAACAUUGUGAUUGAGAAUAUGGCAGGAGGAAAAAUUAGCUGCACACCAGCAGCGUCAAGAACUCGCGAUGACGUUACGCGCCAAUUGAUUUUCAGCAACGAACCCAAUGCGAAUUCCACACAGAAAGAGGUAAAGAGCGAAACACUUAAUGAGAAUCGCGUGAUCUCACAUACUACGUUAAAAACCACAUCGGGGAAUAAAUCGUCUAGUAGCAACAUGCAUUCGACGUCUGCCCCUGUAUACAGUUCGAGUGCUCGCAAAUCUUCAUCAUCCAGUAAUAAUUACCAUAGAAAAAACUCAACUUCUUCAUCAUCUUCAAACACGAAGCAUUCAACAUCGUCAACGUCGACAUCAACACCGACAUCUACUUCAUCAUCUCGCAGUCGUGAUUGUUCUAAAUGCUACAAAAGAUCUAAGAUACGUCGUGCAAGUGUUGGAACACAAUUUCACCAAAAUAAACCAUUCGUUUUUAGUACUCCACGACGGCGUCUGCAACGUCCACCAGAAGGUUUGGAACACCUCAAAUAUGGAAGAUUAUUUGAAAUAGAAGUACAUCCAAAUGGGGGCGCUUCUGUUGUACAUCUCUAUCAAGACGAAUUAGAGCAACUAUCUCCGGAAGAGAUGGAAGAAUUGGUGGAGGAGUUUUUCAAUGUUUGCUUAGCGGAAGAUGAUCAGGGAUAUGCAUUGCAUGUCAUGGGUAUUGUUCAUGAUGCUGCACGUUAUCUGCCCGAUUUAUUGGAACAUAUGGCUGAGAAUUAUUCAACGUUAACGGUAAAAGCAGGCGUUCUAGGACGAAACUCCGACAUUGAGACAUGCACAAUGGCACAGUACAACGAACAGGUUGUGCGAAAUUACUCCCAAGGCACAUUUCGUUAUGGACCAUUGCAUCAAAUAAGUUUGGUUGGUAAGGUGCAUGAAGAGGUGGGUGGAUAUUUUCCAGACCUGUUGGGUCGCAUUGAGUCCAAUCCUUUUUUGAAGAAGACUAUGCCUUGGGGUUCAUAUUCGAUUUUACAAACCGAUCCUCGCCUCUCCAAUGAUGGGCCAAUAUUAUGGGUACGCGCAGGCGAGCAGCUAGUGCCUACAGCGGAGCUUAAUAGUAAAACACCAAUGAAACGACAACGUACACGUAUAAAUGAGCUGCGCAACCUGCAGUACCUACCAAGGUUGUCUGAGGCACGAGAGACCAUGAUUGAAGAUCGCACAAAGGCACACGCUGAUCAUGUUGGACACGGUCACGAGCGAAAUACCACGGCUGCUGUGGGUAUUCUUAAAGCUGUUCACUGUGGCCAACCAUAUACUCACAAUCGUAUUACUAAAGAUGUAGUGGCCUUUGCUGCUCAGGACUUUAAUUACCUUGUAGGCAUCUUGCAACUUGAUUUACAUGAGCCACCGAUAUCACAGUGCGUGCAAUGGAUUGAGGAUGCGAAAUUGAAUCAGUUACGACGGGAGGGUAUUCGUUAUUCUCGCAUUCAGCUUUGCGAUAAUGACAUUUAUUUUUUGCCGAGAAACAUUAUACAUCAAUUUCGGACAGUUACAGCUGUUACCAGUAUUGCUUGGCACUUACGCUUGCGUCAGUAUUAUCCAGGGCAAGAGGUUAUCAAUGAGAAAAAUAAUCCGGUGCUGGCUGAGCCACCGCACUAUAAAGAGAAACAGACCCUGUUGCCACAUCCUGUUUCACAUGAUGAGCAUCAUGGCAAGCGCACUCCAUGUAAACGGUCCUAUGAUGGGAAAGCCAAAAAGUCAGAGUUGAAGACGAAACUCAUCGACACUGAUGGAAAAGAACGGCGUUCAAGUGAAAGUGGCACUGAGGAUUCCAAUUCAAAAGACGGUUCUGAAAUGGGGCCAUCAUCAGCUCGUAAACGAAAAGCAAUCAUGGACGAUAGUAGAAUUGAUAUGCGCAAAACGGUGCUGGAGCACAAAUUGCAGAAGUCAAUGGUGGCUGGCGAUGAACAAGGUGUUCUCGCUACUCUAGCAGCUGAAAGCGGUAGCACGGGGAACAGCUUCAGCGCAAUUAUUUCUGCUUCUACAUCACCAUUGGCAAGUUUUGGCCCAAGUACCAAUGAGAAGCCUUUGAACAAGAACAAAGAAUCCAAGGAUAAACCAUCACAGGAACAGGCUAUAACACCUGAACGACGAAGCAACAGCAGCACAAACAGUAGCUGUAGUACUUUACCGCAUAAGUUGAACACGAAUGGCGAUAUACCAAAUGAUAACAAGCCCAAGAACUUCUCUUUACACUCGGAUACAAAAUCUCAAACACAAGUUUGUGCUCCGAUUGCACAAAAUGUUAUAAAAUCAAACUCAGAACUACUUAAUACGACGACGCUAUACUCACCAACAAUUGCAGCGGCAGCAUCAGUUGCGUCCACAACCACAUCCCAAAAGAUACCCAAACUGCCGGAGCCGACAGUGCCUGCAACACCCUUGCCACUUGUGCCUCAAACGCCCUUUACACAUCGUGAGGCCUACGUAAACAGCCUGAAUCAAAAAGAACCCGAGAUCAAAAUUCAAGUACAAAUUAUAUCCGAUGAGCCUUCUACUCCCUCCGCUACCAUCUCUGACGCUACAUGCCCGACCAACACCAAGUCGAUGUUACCAAACGUACAGUUACCGCACAUAUCCCACACAGCCUCACUGCCAUCAACUAUGGCUCCCCUAGCAACGGAUUCGGUAUUGACUUCUGAAUCAGAGGCCCAAAAUUGCACACUCAGCUCCCAAACAGAUACUUUGAAUAUUAUUUCCGUUGGAACUGACCCCGCGACGCUCUGUCAGUCACAAUUGGUGGUUGACCACGAAGAAGAGGUGACGGUUUCCGAGGAGCUAAUUGAAGUGGCUGCACCUGUGGUUAUGGCAUUUCCUCCGUUGCCGCCUGAGAUAGCACUACCAUUGCCGCCACCGCUACCAAUGUCAACAGUACCACUAGAAAAUCAAAGGGCGAUGCUCGCGGCGCCAGUCGUAUGUGAAGGCAACUAUCAGCAAGCGAGAACAGUUGUAAUUGUUUCGCAAUCUGCGCUACAACCAAUUUCAACCCAACAACCGACGGCGACGCUCAAAACGAAAUCCAAUAACAGCAGCGUUGCAGUUCGAUUGACAACUGGUGCGGCGGAGCAACCAGUGGAACGAAAAACACAUAAAAUCGUAAAAGCGGGCUCCAUAAGCAAGACGUCGACACCAGCACCAGCUGAUCUACUUAGCUCCAUCAUGGCUAGCAUGGAUAAUAGUAAUGUGGCAACCACAUCGACUUCAACGACAAACAGCUAUUCAUCAUCAUUACACUAAAGCGAUGUGCUGAGGCAGUCGAUAAAAGUCGGAACGCGUUUGCGAUGAUGGAAACAAAUUGGUUUUUGCCGGCCGAAAAGCUAUAGUACUGGCUAAUCAACAGCUGAGGAAAUCAAAACUUUGAUAUAAGCGAAGGAAUUAUUCGUUAAGAAAAAAUUAGAGCGAAGAAAUACUGUAAGUGUUGGUCAGAACGUUAACGUAUGACCUUUGAAGCUUAAGCUGUUCAGUCUUUCGGUGUUAGUGUAUGAAAAGAAAAUCCACAUAAGAAAAAAGAAAAAUUAUUGUUACAGAUUGCAGCAUAUUUGUAAAUACUUUAUAUAUUGUAUAACUUUUUAUAUAUUUAUAUAUAUUUAUAUAUAUAUAUAUAUAUAAAUAUAUAUAUCUAUGAGUAGCUUAGCCUGAGUUGUAAGAGACUAGUUUUCCUUAAUUUAUUUACGAUGAUUAUGUACGUCAACAUGUUUUUCUGCUUAACCAAUCUUAACUUAAACAUAUACAUAUACCUAUAAAUAUUUAUAUAUAUAUGAGCAUACAACCACUGUUGAAAAAUUUGGUAUUUCCAUGGAAAUUUGCGUCGAAAUCUUUUUUAGUAGGAUUAGUCGUCAUAAAAUCUUAAAUUGCAAUAAAGUAAAGACUACCAUAAAAAAUUAA
This is a messenger RNA of Rhagoletis pomonella (apple maggot), 5796 nucleotides long. RefSeq lists its product as uncharacterized. The coding region runs from base 727 to 5148 and encodes 1473 amino acids. The record is from RefSeq and is a predicted model, not a curated record. The transcript has 8 exons. Gene Ontology annotation, cellular component: nucleus. NCBI's taxonomy places the organism in Eukaryota, Metazoa, Arthropoda, Insecta, Diptera, Tephritidae.